GUAGCCUGCUUUCUUCAGGCAAUAUCAGAUUCAAACAUGAAGAGCAAUAGUAGGGAGAUGAUGACUUUGACUUCACAAGGCAGCAUAAGUGAGGAUGCUUGUAGUGGUGGUGGUGGAAUGCUGAAGAAAGGUCCUUGGACAACGGCGGAGGAUGCAAUAUUAGUGGAUUAUGUGACAAAACACGGAGAGGGAAACUGGAAUGCUGUGCAGAAGCAUUCGGGGCUUGCUCGCUGUGGAAAAAGCUGUCGCUUGCGGUGGGCAAAUCACUUAAGGCCGGAUCUGAAGAAAGGAUCAUUUACUCUAGAGGAGGAGAACCACAUUAUACACCUCCAUUCUAAAAUGGGAAACAAAUGGGCACGAAUGGCUGCUGAGUUGCCUGGGCGCACAGAUAAUGAGAUAAAGAACUAUUGGAACACCAGGCUCAAGAGAAGGCAACGUGCCGGCUUGCCAGUCUACCCUCCUGACAUCUGUUUGAAAUCAUUCAAUGAGAGCAAACAAAGCAAAGAUUUCGGCACCUUCUCACAACAUCCCAAUCUUUCGCAGAACAACAGUUUUGAGAUCCCAACUGUGGAAUUCAAGAGUUUUGAAUUGAAUCCGAUGCUUUAUUCACAAGAACUUCUUGAUGAUACUCAAGGAGGUCUCAUUUCUUCUUCGUCGUCGUAUGGAAACAGCAGGCCACUCCUUUCAGUUAUUCACCCUUCAAAACGUAUACGUGGGUCACAAUCUUUGUUCCCUGGUUUAAGUGCCAAUGACAGUGCUAUUCCAUAUCAGAACGAAAAUGAUUUUGUACAGAUGGCACAAUCCUGCUUUGGGUUAUCUUAUGCAUAUCAGAAUCGAAAUCUGGAUGGGACUCAUGGCAGCCAUGCCUUAUUAAAUGGCACCACCUCCUCUCCUUCGGACCCCACAUGGGGAAAGAAGAUAGAGCUCCCUUCAUUCCAAAGUCAGAUGGACAGCUGGGGAUCUCCUUCCUCCCCUCCUCCUUCUAUGCAAUCUGUUGACACUUUGAUUCAUUCCCCUCCAAGAACUACCGAGCAGCAACGCAAUAAUACUACUGGAUCAGGUGGCAGUAACAGCGGCCUGCUUGAUGCCGUUCUUUAUGAGUCACAUACGAAGUGCAAUUUGCCCUCCGGUGGUGGUUUCUUGAUGAUGUCUGGUGACAUGGGGGAUGAUCUUCAUGACCCAGACAUGGAAACAUAUGGUGACCCAAUUUCUCCUCUGGGCCAUUCUGCUGCCUCGGUGUUCAGUGGAAGAAGUUCAUUAGAUGAACCUCACUCUGUUGAAAUGAUGUCAGAAAAAUACACUCAAUUCCUACUAAUAUCAAGUCAAUGCUCUGGACACAGAUUGUUUCAGUGCUAAAGAUGUAUUUGAGACGGGUAUGCUCGAAGACCUGAGCAGGAACUGCAAGAAUAUGGGAGCCUCGGCAACUUCUACGCGUCAAGGGUGUGUUUGGGACGCCAUGUCCACCUUCUGAUAAAUUUCUUGGAUUUCAAUAGUUUCAAAGCCGUUUCUCAGGGAAAGCACAGGUUUUGAUGUAUUGAUCAAACCCAUCUCACAGGUUCUCUCCCACGAAAUUUUACCUUUUUUUAUACUGUAUGAAUACACUUGAAUACUUGAUAGCACACAGCCUUUUGCAUCACAUUUGUAGCUUGUAUUUUUAAUUUUGAAACAAUUUCAGUUCAUGUUUGAGACAGCAGAGCUGGUCAUCAUUUGCCAUUCCUGCCACUGAACCAUAAACUUGAUAUAGCCAU
Molecule: messenger RNA, 1748 nt
Organism: Cuscuta campestris
Lineage: Eukaryota; Viridiplantae; Streptophyta; Magnoliopsida; Solanales; Convolvulaceae
Source: the annotation of a GenBank genome assembly